AUGUUCGGUAUAUUUUUUAUACUUUCGGGUCAUGAACAUUACUCCAUUGAUGUAUUUAUUGCCUUUUACAUUACGUCAAGACUAUUCCUAUACUACCACACACUAGCCAACAAUCAAGCAUUGAACAACAACGUUGAUUCUUGUAGGACGCGAAUUUGGUUUCCAUUGUUUAGUUUCUUUGAAUCUUCAUGCAACUGCAUGGUACCAAAUGAAUAUGAAUCGUUGACGGAAAUUGCUGAAAAUCUGGCAUGUUCAACAUACAACAAUUAUUUAGUCAUUAAAUCAGCUAUCAAGACUCAGAUUUUGCUAUUGCGGGCACUACCGUCCAAUCAAACAGUACAAAUUGGUCCAACUUCUUUAGUUGGCGCAGGCGCAAUUAGGUCGAGAACACCAAUUGUUUUGAUUAAAAAAAAAGAUAAAUAA
Macrosiphum euphorbiae (potato aphid) is the source of this 423-nucleotide messenger RNA. The record is from the annotation of a GenBank genome assembly. NCBI's taxonomy places the organism in Eukaryota, Metazoa, Arthropoda, Insecta, Hemiptera, Aphididae.